AUGGAACGCCCAGUGCCCUUGCUGGUGGAAGACAUCCUUGAAGCAGGAAGGAUGCCCGCACCAGUGACGCAGCCGGAUCACCCGACGCAGUUCGCAUGCAAUGAGGUGGGGAAGCCACGGCAGGCUUGGCCCACGUUCGUGUCAUACGAGGGGGCAGCGGCCUUCAAGAUGCACGGUGAAGACCCGGGGCCAGGGCUAGUAUACGACUGUACGGCGGGAGAGUGGCAAGAACCGACAGCGCUGGAGCGGGAGUUGGCUAUGGGGUUUAUGGAAGAUGCGACCGCACAUCCAGAGACACAGAUCUGGCUGCCAGCAGCACGGGAAGAGGCCGCCGUGGACAAGAAGCGGGAGGACUUGGACUGGGUGGAGGAGGCCAUCGAGAGGCAGCGGCGAAGGGAGAGUUACGAGCGAGAGUUCGGGUCAAGAGAAUUCGCGCUGAUGGCGGCAACGAAGGAGGAAGGGGUGGAGACGAAAACUCAGGGAGGGCACGUAGAGGAGAAGGCAUAG
This is a messenger RNA of Closterium sp. Naga37s-1, 507 nucleotides long. NCBI's taxonomy places the organism in Eukaryota, Viridiplantae, Streptophyta, Zygnematophyceae, Desmidiales, Closteriaceae. The record is from the annotation of a GenBank genome assembly.